Vespa mandarinia (Asian giant hornet) is the source of this 4309-nucleotide messenger RNA. RefSeq names its product choline transporter-like protein 1. The record is from RefSeq and is a predicted model, not a curated record. NCBI's taxonomy places the organism in Eukaryota, Metazoa, Arthropoda, Insecta, Hymenoptera, Vespidae. Gene Ontology annotation, molecular function: transmembrane transporter activity. Gene Ontology annotation, cellular component: membrane. Gene Ontology annotation, biological process: transmembrane transport.
UCCACACGAUCCAAAAAGAUAUCGAAGCUUUACGAAUAAAUUUUUGUUUCAAUUCUCGUUGAAGAAAAAAAAGAAAAGAAAGAAAAAAUUAAUGAUCUCUGAGAAAGCUAACGAUACGCGCGUAUAAAGUCAUAAGCGAUCUCCGAACUAACCUCAAAGUUCAUGCGAAUUCGCGCAUCGAAAGGAUAUUUUCUUAUAUCGUUCGUUCGAAAUGAUAUUAUCGAUGUACUUUUAGAAUCGAAAGAGGUAAAAUGUCAUUACCAAAGUGUAUGGAGCGCGUCGUUUGAAAAAUGCAUGCGUGCACGAUCGAAAUAAAAGAUUCAUAAGGAUACUACCGAUCGUCGUCGGCGUAUGUCACGCAUGAGGCUAGAUCCUACGGCUAAUAGAUAAAACUUGUUUGGACUUGGGUCGAUGAACCGCGUUUUGCGUUAAAGUAUCGUUCCUUUUGGAAUGAUAUUCAUUGGUAUAGUUAGACGCGAACGGUUAACCACAAUGGAACGAACAUACACGUUAUCGUCGAACGUCGACGUUUAUCGAAAUGAGGAACUUUAGUUUAUUCUCCGACCUGACUUUGCUUCGGUAUUAUUUAUUAUUACUCGUCGAGUUAUAUUACGAAUUUAAUCGAUAGUAUUAAAUUGCUAUUGGUAUUUCAUUAUAACAAAGUAUUCGCGGUCUCUCGCGUGAGAAAAUCUAGGACAUAAAAUACGUAUCGGUGCUCUAACGAAUAAUAUAACGAAUUUGCGAACAAAGUAAUCACAUUGUCGGACAUCCGUUAAUGGAAUCCCAAGCGAUGUCGGACGAUUAUCUUGAAAGCUUAUAUAGAUACAUAUAUGUAACCGCAUAUAGGCGUAUAGAUGGAAUACGAGGAACCUUGAAUAAUCAGCAGUGUUCUGCUGACUGGAAAGAUAAUCGCGUGCAAGGAGAAUAGAAGUUAACAGAGAUAAAGCCAAGAGAAGAAAGAAGAGAAAUAAGGAAGGAGUCGUGUCAACGUAUAAAGGCACAGGCCUGCGUGUGUCAUCAUCUAGUAGGAUAAAGAGAGAGAGAGAGAGAGAGAGAGAGAGAGAGAGAGAGAGAGAGAGGGAGAGAAAGAAAAACAUCGACAAGAAGGAGUGGGAAAGAGAGUGGCAUCGUUUUUCAGCUUGUAUAUACUCUCUUUCUCCCGCGGUUAGUGUCGCGAACGUACUCGACCGAGAACACUUCUUCCUUUUCGUCUAUAGACUAUCGAGUCAAAGUUUUUAAUCGUUUUAGAAAAAUUCAACGUCGUUAUCAUUUCUCAACGUAAAACCGACACAGCUCGGUUUCGUCCUCGAAUGCGUCAUCGAAGAAAAUACAAAGGAAAAUACAAAGUCACGUGAUCGUGAAAACUGUCAAUAAUAAACAAUGGCGACGUUCUACGCGGGAGAUACGACUUUUUAAGGUAACGAGACAGGCGCUCGUCACCAAAUAGCAAGAGCACACGUGGGUGACUCGAUCGAUUCGUCCAGGAUGGGCUGCUGCGGGUGUUCGGACGAGGUCUCCUCCAAGGUGGAGCCCGGAACUCCGGAAAACGAAGAGAUGGCAGCGAGGAGAUCCGAGAGAAUAUUCGUAAUCGAUCGAUCCUGUACCGAUUUAAUAACUCUAAUUAUACUAAUUGCAUUGCUCGGAGGUUUCGCAUUUAUGAUAACAAAUGCGGUAAAAAAUGGAGACAUAUAUCGUAUAAUAUAUGGAUACGAUAACUGCGGUAACGUUUGCGGUCGUAUCACUCCGAGGGAAACCGAUCCAGCAUUAAGUUGCAAGGGUGGCGAUUACAAAAAUCUCCCGUACCUACAAAUGCAGAUCGAAUUAAACGGUACAAAAACUCGGCGAUGUGUCGCCAAAUGCGACGACCUGGAGUAUCAAAUAUUCUUUCUAAAUCGCUGCAUACCAAAAAAACUAACAGACACCGCCAUAUCUCUGAUUAAACGUCUCGGAUUAGAAAAUUUCUAUAAAGAAGUAUCGACUGAUCUCAGAGUAGCUUGGAGAGAGCUGAUGUAUCUCUGUCUAAUUGCGCUUGCAUUUUCUCUCGGUAUUCUGAUAGCCUUUCGUUAUAUGGUACAAUGGAUCGUUUACAUAGUUUUAAUUGGUGUAAUCGUUGCCUGUAUCGGCGGUACAACUUAUCUCUGGAUGGCCUGGUAUCAAGAGAAAAAAGAAUUGGACUCGAAAAAUACGUCGGAGAAAGAAAACUUUGAAGAAAACUCGAGUCUGCAAGCAUAUUUCGUUUACGCCAUCGUCAUGUCAGUUGUCACGGUGAUCACUCUAUUGAUCGUUUUAGUAAUGAGAAAAAGGAUCGCUUUGGUGAUGCAGCUCUUUCGUGAAGCAGGAAAGGCAGUUUACUCGAUGCCCGCUCUACUUCUUCAACCAAUCUAUACGUACCUGCUCAUUGGUCUGAGCAUGUUCGCUUUUAUUUAUUGCAUGCUCUGGAUCGAAAGCGCCGGUACCAUUUAUAAAAAUAAAACGGGGAUUCACUUUAGGAAGGAUGCUCUUUUGAUAGCCGCCAGAUGGUACAAUCUCUUUGUUUUCUUCGUCAUGUGUGAGUUUUUCCUUGGUUGUCAGCACAUGGUCGUGGCGCUCGCUGUAGCCCGUUGGUUUUUUACAAGAGAUAAGAAGAGAUUAUCGUUGACUGUGACUAAAGGAUUUGGAUAUCUCAUAAGAUAUCAUUUGGGUACAAUAGCUUUUGGUGCUCUGAUAAUCGGAAUCGUUCGUUUGGUCAGAGCUAUGAUCUCCUUCGUACAGAAUCGUUUGAAGAAGUUCGACAACGACCUAGUGAGAGGAAUUCUUUGGUGUUGUCAAUGUUGUCUUUGGUGCUUCGAGUGUGCUCUCAAGUUUCUUACUAGAAAUGCUUAUAUCGAGACAGCUAUAUACGGAUGUAACUUUUGUUCCGGCGGGAAAAAGGCUUUCCAAGCACUCUCGAGUAAUAUUUUGAGGGUCGCAGCUAUUAACAGCGUUGGAGAUUUCGUUUUGUUCUUGGGAAAAGUAUUGGUAGUUGUGUUGACUGUUAUCACUGGAAUUUAUUUGAUACAGAAGAAGGAAGGAUUGCAACAUCCCUGGGUGCCAAUUGCCCUGGCUGGGGUAUUGGCUUUUCUCGUUUCGCAUUGCUUCAUUUCGAUUUACGAAAUGAUCAUAGACUCCAUAUUCCUUUGCUUUUGCGAGGAUUGUGCGAAAAAUGACGGCAUUAGUAGGCCGUACUUUAUGAGCCGUGGACUGAUGGAGUUUGUGGAAAAUAGCAAGAAGGCGUUACGUCAGUUGGACGAAACUCAAUGAAACAACGUCCAUUGUGAUUUCUCGCUUUUCAAUUGCUUUUUUUUCUUUGAGACAACCAAAAUGAAGAACAGGAAAAGAAUGAAAUGUCUGCGACGUAUACCAAUACUGAUAAAAUAGAUUUUCUUUUUUCUUUUUUUUUUUUUGUUUUUUUUUUAAUCGUGUCGAGAGUUCUAGGAAUUUUUUGGAAAUAAGUUAAAAUGAAAGAAAUACGGACAACGCAAAUGUUAUAAAUCAUCGAACAGAGUCACAAGAGAUUUCUUUCAAUGCUAAAAAGACUGCAAAUUUAUUCCUCGAAUUUCUGUCACGUUCGAUGCUUCGCGAGAUUUCAUUGAGAUCUCGUUUAGUGCUAAUUUCUUAAUUCGCACAUCAACGAAGAUAGAUUAGGUACAAAACAUCGAUUCUUGUUCCUAAAACAUAUUACGUACAACGUAAGAGAAGAGAUCGGAACCAAAACCGGAAUCAGUAAAAGGAAGAAACAAAAGAAAAAAAAAAUGGAUCACAUUUUUAUACGACAAAGUUACAAUUUCCACAAACGCAAUACUUUUUCCAUUAACUUUAAAAGCGCGCAAAUGUUUUGGAUAUGUCUUUUAUAUAUAUAUAUGUAUAUAUAUAUUUAUAUAUUUCCCCUUUUUUCCUUCUUAAGUUAAAUAGGCAUUCGUUAAAGCGAAAUCGAUUACCUCGUUAUUCGCAAGGUAUUAUACCGCGAGAGUAUUUUAUGCUCGUUAUAUUACAUUUAAGUAUAUGUUUAAUAACAAACAGCCCAUUGUGAUCAUACAGAUUGCAUUGUAAAUAAAUAAUAUUCCAUGAAUCUAGAUACUACAAUGUAAAAGAAUAAAUUGGUAUAAUUCUUCUUGCAUUGCAUCUGCAUGUUCAUGGGUGAGAAUACGACAUUGAGACUCUGGGGAAUCGUACGAGCAUAUUGAGAGAAUGUUAUUAUUUAUACUUUAUAGAGUUACAGCUACUAUUGUUAGUGCCGUCUAUUAUUAUUAUACGUUUAGGAAAAUACAAUUCUAUACGAUUUGUUUUUAUA